Messenger RNA from Mya arenaria, 1835 nucleotides. RefSeq lists its product as uncharacterized. The transcript has 6 exons. NCBI's taxonomy places the organism in Eukaryota, Metazoa, Mollusca, Bivalvia, Myida, Myidae. Bases 1 to 654 code for a protein of 217 amino acids. The record is from RefSeq and is a predicted model, not a curated record.
AUGAUUCUGAUCCUUAUGGAUUUUGUCAAGAAAGACAUCCCACUCGCAGUUUUAUGCCGGGCAUUUCCAUAUUGCAGCAAAUGUGCCCUUUAUAUAUGUCAAAAUGACAUUAUAUGUUAUAUCUGCGAAUGCAAGGCCGGUUAUCAAGCCCAACCCUGUGCGAACGAAAUAACUUUUUACUCGUCGACUUAUGGAUCAACAAGAGCUAUUACGUCUCCGACCAUCUCAUUGUCAACCACUGAAGCAGAACCAUCAACACAGUCCGAAGAAUCAACUUUGAGUCCAUUAUUGGAUGUACCUAAAAAGUCAGCCCAAGUGUCUGUCGUAGCCGGUUCUAUUGGCGGAAUUGUCCUUAUAGUCUUGCUAACAAUUGGACUGGUAAUAUUGUUUAGGAAAAGAACACGGCGUCAUGUAAGUGAUGAUACGGAAACCACCUACACCAAAUAUAACAAUGAUAUCGAUUCUAACCCAGCUUAUGACACACUUGGUUCACCUUCUGCAGAAAACGUGCCGACUUCCUCCAAAGACAGUGGAUUUGGUAAACCUGAUGAGUCUAUGAAAGCCGAUAUGAUGGAUGGCGAAUACAACACAUUGCGGCUACACUUUCCUGUUACCAACGAAAGGCAAGAUAACACGUACAACCACAUUGACUGAUCUCUAACUGCUGAUUCGACGAACUCACAUAUUCCUAAUGCUAAAGAUACCUUGUUUGACAAUACUUACUCGCACAUGCCCAAUAUCACAAACGGUAAGUCAUUUGAACCUGAAGACAAAGAUGCAACCACUAACAACUUGGGUGACUCUUGUUCUAACAAACAUAAAGGCAAAACAGAAGAAAGUCGCGACGAGACAUUCAACCAUGCGCAAAUGAAUCAUGUUCGUCCAACGGCAGACCAAGAAGAUCAAAACGAUAAUUAUUCGCAAAUUAACCUUUCUUGAUUGAUAGCUCAAAUUCCAAAAGCUGACGAACAUAGGGAUGCGCAAGAACAAACAUAUACAAAUACCGAAUAUGCUAAGGCGAAAAAUGUAACAUAAAUCGUUAACAAAAGGAAAAAACACCCUGGUGACGCUGGAAUCAAUUCAUUAAUAAAUGCAGAGGGUGUGAACAUCUAUGAGGUUUACACUUAUUUAGUUCUGGAGUCCAACAUUCUUAUUAUGCUCCAUACGACUAUGCAGUAGUGAUGAUGCGAGAAAAAGACAAUAGCGAGAUCACGGUUGAGAAAACAGAAACACAGCACGAAUAUUUUGUCCUUGAGUCUACAACUGAGCUAUAGUAGAAUGUAACACAGAGACAGUGCAAUGAAAUUAAGGUUUGCGCAGUGGCGGCUCGUUACGCAAGACAAAGCGUUAUCACUAAACAAAGGUAAUUAUCGUCUCAAUAAAUAAAAUAUUUCAAAUAUGCAACAGGACUGUUAUGCAUUAGGAGUUAAUGUAUAUUAAAUAUUGUACAAUUGGUAAAUUUUAUUUCUUAAGUGUUUUCUUGUCAUAAAACAAAGAUUAUUAGACAUGUAUUACCAACAUUGGUACUCAGAUAUCAACAAUUCUCGAAAAUUAAGGUCUAUUUAUAUUAAAACCAUACUUUGAUAACAUUAAUAUUUUGAAAUAUAGAAUCGCCUUAACGAAAUUUAUCAAAUUUGUCUGCUCAUAAUUUAGCCAUUGAAACAGGGGGAUACAAUAAUACCCCUGAAGAACAAAGAGUGUGUGUGUAUUGUAAUAUGCAAGUUAUAGAAUCAGAGUAUCAUUUUUUAUAAGUAUGUCCAGCAUAUAGAGAUUUAUGUUUGAAAUAUUUUAAGUCUUAUUAUUGUAGAUUGCCUUCUUUACACAAAUUUGAAAAA